UCGCUAGUGUUGUAACCGCGUCCUUAUCACUCCAGUCGCAAAGAAGCUUCAGAUCCAAUCAAACUAGCUAGCUAGUAGUCCCUAUAUUCAUACAAGCGGCAGCAACCUAGCCACAGCCAUCAAGCAAGAGCUUCUGAAAGGAGAUAGAAGCUGAGGGAGAGAAAAAGAGAGGAGAGAAGCCAGCAGGCUUGCAAAAGUGAGAGAGUGCUAGGGUGAGAGUCAUCAUGCAGUUCGCCACAGGGGCGAUGAGCUCUCUCCUCCCCAAGCUGGGAGAGCUGCUCGUAGAGGAGUACAAGCUGAAGAAGAGUGUGAAGAAGGGUAUUGAAGAACUCAAGGCCGAGCUCGAGAGCAUGCAAGCAGCCCUUGUCAAGGUGUCCAGUGUGCCGCUGGAUCAACUUGACCCGCAGGUCAAAAUUUGGGCAAAUGAGGUCAGGGAGUUGUCCUACGCCGUUGAGGACAGCCUCGACUCCUUUGUGACGCGUGUCGAGGGCGUUGAGCCGACCAAGCCCAAGAUCAAGCACUUGUUGAAGGCGGCCCGCAACGAGUUCACCAAGUUCAAGGCACGCCAUGAAAUAGCCACUGACGUCAAAGACAUUGAGAGCCAGGUUAGGAAGAUCAAGGAACGGUAUGACCGGUACAAGAUUGAUGAUGUUGUUGCUAAUCUUGCAACGACUCCAGUUGACCCUCGUCUCCCGGCUCUAUACAAAAAGCUAUCUGACCUUGUGGGUAUUGAUGAGCCAAUUAAUGAGCUGAUAAAGAUCCUGUCCGAGGGGAUUCACAUGCCUGACAAAAAUCCCAAGAUAGUUUCCGUUGUUGGAUUUGGAGGAUUGGGAAAGACAACCCUUGCAAAAGCAUUGUAUGACAAGCUUAGCAAAACAUAUCAGUGUCAAGCUUUUGUUCCAGUGGGUCAGAAUCCAAACACGCAGAAAGUUCUCAGGGACAUCCUGCUUGAACUUGACACUGGGCUAUCCAGAGCCACAGAAACAAUGGUUGAAUGGCAGUUGAUCAACCAGCUGCAAAAAAUCCUUGCAGGCAAGAGGUACUUUAUUGUUAUUGAUGACAUAUGGGAUACACAAACAUGGGACGUGAUUAAGUGUGCUUUCGUGGAUAGUCAUCCAGAAAGUAGAUUAAUCAUAACUACCCGUAUUGUUGAUGUCGCCACAAAAGCUGGUGGUAUCUAUCACAUGCAACCACUUUCUGAUGAUUACUCCAAAAUCUUAUUUUAUACAAGAACAUCUGGUAGUGAAGGACCUGCUGAAGUGACUACCAAAAUCUUAAAGAAAUGUGGUGGUGUGCCAUUAGCUAUCACCACAAUAGCUAGCUUGCUUGUUGGGAAACACAGUGAGGACUGGUCUAAGGUGUAUGAUGCCAUUGGUUUUGGGCAUGCAGACAAUGGCGAUGUUCAUAACACAAGAAAGAUAUUAUCUUUUAGCUAUUAUGAUCUGUCGUCCAAUCUGAAGACAUGUUUAUUGUAUCUUAGUGUGUUUCCUGAAGAUUGUUUAAUUGAUAAAAUAUCACUGAUAUGGAGGUGGGUUGCCGAGGGAUUUAUACCAUAUAGAGAAGGGAUGGAGUCAUUUGAACUUGGAGAGAUCUAUUUCAACACGCUUGUAAACAAGAGCAUGAUACGGUGGAUAGAUCCUGAAGAUAAUGAUGGCCGAGGUGGUUGUCGUGUCCAUGACAUGGUGCUGGAUCUCAUCCGCACCAUAUCAAAUGAGGUAAACUUUGUCACAGUACAUGAUAUGGAGCAUCACGACACACGUCCGGGAGGAAAGUCAACCAACAAGGUUCACAGAUUAGCAGUUCAUGGAAAAAGUGGGGAACACAACUAUAGCAUUGCAAUGGAGCAUGUAAGGUCAUUUAAUGUUGUCGAGUGCAGUGCCAAUAGUAUUCCCCUGCUUUUGAGCUUUAAAGUACUGCAUGUGCUAGUUAUUGAGGACUGUGUUUUUUCGGAAGGUAGCUGUCUUGAGCAUCUCGGUAAGUUGUUGCAGCUGAGGUACCUGGGGCUAGUGAAGACAGCGGUCAAGAUCCCGGAAGGAAUAGGGCAUGAUCUGAAGUUUCUUGAGAUACUGGAUGUAAGGGGGGGUUUGAUAAGUGAGCUGCCACCAUCUGUUGGUGAGCUAAUGAAUUUGAGGUGCUUGUGGGCUGAUAACGGUACAGUGAUGAAGGGAGAGAUAGGGAAACUGACAUGCCUUGAAGAGCUGCAGCUAUAUUCGGUGGAGAAGUGCCCAAACUUCUUCACAGAGGUGCGGAAGCUGACGAAGUUAAGGGUGCUCAACAUAUAUUUCGCUGAAAUGGAGGAGUCUGCAGGCAAGUCUCUGAUGGAAUCUCUGUGCAACCUGCACAACAUCCAUAGUCUGACGGUCUCGACGGUCUUGGCUGAUGAUGAUUCGGUUGUCGUCAAUCAUAGCUUGGAAGACAUGGCACCCUGUACAAAGCUGUACCGGUUAGUUCUGCCUAGCAUAGUUAUACCGAGGGUGCCAUCAUGGAUCAAUCAGUUAAGUGUUCCACUCCUUUCUCGUCUAUUGCUGCAUGUGGAUGCGGUAGAAGUUCGGGAUGUUCAAACCAUCGGCAGGUUGCCGUCGCUCCUCGAACUUGCUCUCUGGAGUAAGGAGGAAAACAACAUAUCAUAUACUUUUGGCAGCAAUGAGUUUCACAAGCUGAGAGGCUUGUGGACGAAGAAGAUAGAGAUCGCUGUUGGAGAAGGAGCAUUGCCGAUGCUUGAAUCGCUGCUAUACAGUGCAAGCGCUGAAAGAAAGGACGCUGCCAGCUUGGUGCCGUGGAGGAGAAAUAGCUGCCCUUUGCUGAAUUACGUCUCCUGUUACCUUGACUGCACUAACAGCAGCUACAGGGAAGUAAAGGAAGCGAAGCAGGCGCUGAGGCAGGCGCUGCUAUACAAUGCUGUGUAUCCAGACAUACGAAAAGAAAACUACGACGAGGAGGCAGGUAAAUUCAUUGAUAAUCUCGAGUGGAUCCUACGUGGUUUGGACAGACCCGAGGAUGUGGGCCGUUCUGCUGCACACCAGGAGGAAAGGACACGUCGCAUGAUUAGAUCACUCGAGAGAAGAUUACGUGACGCGGCAGAGCCUCGAGUCGGGAGGUACGGCCAACAAGAGAUACGUGGCCUUGUUGCCAAAUUCAAGAGUUGGCUACAUGACCAUGCAGGCACCGACCAGGAUGAGGCGCGCAAAAGUGAUGCCACCGAUAGUGAGGACGAUGAAGAUUAUUAUUACGACGAUGCUACCGACCAAGCAGAGUAUCGAAGGUCUGCAUGUUCAAGCCAAUGAAUCUCUCCAUUGAGGCGCUCAAUCACAGUGAGUACCGACACUAAAUCACUCAUUAGAUUUCUAUUAUUCCGGUCAUAUCGAAGCUAUUUAUUCAUUUGUUGCUCAUUAAUACAUGUAUUCUUUGUUCUUCAAUCUUUUCUAUGAAACAUUAGUUUGCACUUUUGCCACUCAUUUGUCUAAACCACUCUGCAGUACAUCUCCUCUUUGAAGGAAUCGGUUACUUGCUUUCCUGCCGGCUUGUGUUAUACUAUGCAUGUCUUAUUGUUCAAGUUCUUAAUUACUUGCUUGUGUAUCUGCUGAUAAUGAGUUACAACAUAUAUCUAGCUUCGGGUACACAAGGAUUUGAAGGGUACCAAAGGAUUAGGUUCUUCUUUUUCUCGAUGCUAAUAAAUUCUAAGUUAAAAAAUUGUUAAUACUCCAAUAUUCCUCAACUUUUCAAGCUCGUUUGUUGAGACAGAGUAUAAUAUACACUAUUGUGGUACAGAAGGAGUACUACAUAUGGAAUUUUGUGUUUGCAACUAAGAAUGUUUCUCUUUCUAAAACUAAUGUACUGUAAAACUACAAUAAUUUAGCCUGUGGGUAUAAAAUACUGUGGUUUUGACAUAACAAAGUAUUUUGGAGUAUUGAGAAUACCGUGGACCUGUUUAGCAAGUUUUUAUGCUCCAACUUAUUUUGAAGUAGUUUUCAAACGUGCACAUUGCUAUCUAGUUUCAGACGUGCCGCAUUGCUAGCUAGCCAGAUGUUGCAACAAAAAGUUAUAAAUGAGAAUAUACCACGUCCGAAUCAUAAACCGGAAGGAGGCCGAAGGAGAUGGAUAUCAAAACCAUGCCACUGUAUAACAAACAACGUCCGGGUAAGGAAAUUAUACUGUGGUUUUGACAUAACAGAGUAUUUUGGACUAUUGAGAAUACCGUGGACCUUUUUAGCAAGUUAUGCACCUACGUAUUUUGAAGUAGUUUUCAAACGUGCGCAUUGCUAUCUAGUUUCAGACGUGCCGCAUUGCUAGCUAGCAAGAUGUUGCAAACUGAUGAACAGCCAUGCACAGAACACUGGCAUGCACAAGCUAGACCGGUGAAAUACUCUGGUUACUGCAGUAGUUGCGUGUGAAGAAGUAAAAAAACUGCAGGUACUGAAUUUAGAAGUCACGCUUCUCUGUCUACUGAUACCCCGCUCUUUCUAGAACCA
Messenger RNA from Aegilops tauschii subsp. strangulata, 4469 nucleotides. RefSeq names its product disease resistance protein PIK6-NP-like. Gene Ontology annotation, molecular function: ADP binding. The record is from RefSeq and is a predicted model, not a curated record. Gene Ontology annotation, biological process: defense response to other organism. Lineage: Eukaryota; Viridiplantae; Streptophyta; Magnoliopsida; Poales; Poaceae.